AUUGUGGUGGGCCUCUCGCUGUUGGCGUUGGGCUGGUACUAUCUGAAGCAUCAUUACUCAUAUUGGGAUCGACGAGGCUUUCCCACCGAUAAGAAUGCUUCUAUUCCCUUUGGAUGUCUCGGAAGCGUCUUAAAAAUGCAGAAGGCCAUGGGCAUGGCAGUUCACGAUGUCUACUUGUAAAGUAAAGAGCGUUUUCUCGGCACCUAUUUACUCUUCCGUCCAGCUGUUUUGGUGCGUGACGCAGAGUUGGCCCGGCGAGUGCUUGCCCAAGAUUUCGCUAGUUUUCACGAUCGCGGCAUAUAUGUCGAUGAAGAAAAAGGCCCAUUGCCGGCAUCGAUAUUUGCAUUACCCGGUCAGAGUUGGCGUUCUAUGCGACAGAAGCUUUCGCCCUGCUUCACCUCCGGCAAGCUGAAGGCAAUGUACAGCAGCGGCGAAGACAUUGGUAACAAAAUGGUAAAUCACUUGCAGAAAGAAUUGCCGGAACAAGGUUCCAAGGAAGUGGAUCUUAAGGCUGUGAUGCAAAUAUAUGCCAUCGACAUCAUUGGCUCCACAAUCUUCGGACUGCAUAUCAACAGUUAUGAGCAGCCUGAUAACAAGUUCAGGAAGUUGGUUACCGCUUUACCAACCGAUAAUCGCAUAAUGGCCUACAUGCAGACGCUGGUUAUUUUAAUUCCCUCCGUCGCACGGUUGAUCUUCAGCCUUCGCUUGCCGAAUGUUAUCGGAGCUGCCAUGUUAGCCAUUGUAGGGGAGACCAUGGAGCAAAGAGAAAAACUGGGCAAUGUGCGUAAGGACAUGCAAUUGAGAAACAAAGGUAAAGUCGAUGAGGAUGACAAUAAGACCUGGAGUUUAGAGACAACAGAUGACGGAUACUUAAAGAGCAUGUCGCUGGAGGCAAUUACCGCGCAGGCUACCGUCUUUUAUUUCGCUGGACAGGAGACAACGGGAUCGACAGCUGCAUUCACUAUUUUUGAGCUUGCCCAGAAUCCGGAGCAUCUUGAGCGACUUCAAAACGAGGUGGAUGAAACAUUGAAGCAGAAUAAUGGGCAAAUUUCUUACGAUGUGCUUAACAAGAUGGAGUUCCUCGACCUCUGUGUGACCGAAACUUUGCGCAAAUAUCCUGGUUUGCCCAUGUUAAACCGAGAGUACACUAAGGACUUUACUUUGCCAGACACGGAUUAUGUAAUUAAGAAGGGCACUCCUGUUGUGAUCUCCCUUUAUGGAAUACACCGUGACCCCGAGUACUUCCCGGAUCCCGACAAAUAUGAUCCGAAUCGAUUUACAGAGGAAACCAAGAACUACAAUCCCGUCGCAUAUAUGCCCUUCGGCGACGGGCCCAGGAUCUGCAUUGCCCAGCGAAUGGGUCGCAUUAACUCCAAGCUAGCCAUUGUAAAAAUACUGCAACACUUUGAUGUCGAAGUGAUGGGCAAACGGGAGUUACAGUAUGAGCCCUCUGGCUUUCCACUAGUGCCCAAGGAUGGAGCAAAGGUUCGUUUCUCCAAACGGACACUCUUGGCUCAGUAGUGAUU
Drosophila nasuta is the source of this 1526-nucleotide messenger RNA. Its product is annotated as putative cytochrome P450 6d4. The annotation marks the transcript as partial. Gene Ontology annotation, molecular function: monooxygenase activity; oxidoreductase activity, acting on paired donors, with incorporation or reduction of molecular oxygen; iron ion binding. NCBI's taxonomy places the organism in Eukaryota, Metazoa, Arthropoda, Insecta, Diptera, Drosophilidae. The transcript is spliced from 3 exons. The record is from RefSeq and is a predicted model, not a curated record.